Neoarius graeffei (lesser salmon catfish) is the source of this 3223-nucleotide messenger RNA. RefSeq names its product family with sequence similarity 114 member A1 (gene fam114a1). NCBI's taxonomy places the organism in Eukaryota, Metazoa, Chordata, Actinopteri, Siluriformes, Ariidae. The transcript has 13 exons. The record is from RefSeq and is a predicted model, not a curated record. Bases 85 to 1821 code for a protein of 578 amino acids.
GCGUGGUCCGGGCUGCCGACGUGGCGCGCGAGCUCCUGGCUGGGCGGAAACGGGCUGCGCGCGCUGUCCCAGACACCGGGCACCAUGUCAGAAGAAGAAGUAUUGGGUGACACCACUGUACCCCCUGACCCUCCUGCUUUUAAAACGCCUUCAGAUGAACACGCUCCUGUAGUUGCAGACAAAACAGACGAACCUUCUUCCAGUCCUUCUCUCCCAGUGGGCGCACCAGAGCAUAAGCUGACCAGCGAGGGUGCAGAAGAAUGUGCUUCAGUCAGCCAGGUCACAGAGCCACCAAAGCACCAAUCAGAGGAACACUGCUGUGAUCAGGUGACCGAAUGCAGCGAAACCGUGAGCUUGGAACCAGAGGUUGUGGAAGGGGACGCAGAGCCCUCAGAGCAGCCCACAUCGAAAGUUUGGGGUGGUUGGGGAUCCUGGGGGAAGUCCUUGUUGACGACCGCCACCUCCACAGUAGGUCAGGGAUUAAGCUCCGUUCGAGAGAAAGCGGGCGUGGCCUUGCGGAUGCGCAGCACAUCAUCGUGCGAGGAAGCCCUGGAGGCUGAAGAACCUCAUGAACAUCAUGAGGAGGAGGACGACGACGACUCCGUGGCUCAGCCCAUCAGCCCAACCAACAGAGGAGUGUUUUCCUCCAUCACCAGCGCUAUGCAAAACACAGGGAAGUCUGUGCUGACCGGAGGACUCGAUGCGCUGGAGUUCAUUGGCAGGAAGACGAUGAUUGUGUUGGCGGAGAGCGACCCAGGCUAUAAGAAGACCAAAAUCCUCAUGCAGAGGACUGUCUCGCUCUCACAGAUGUUGAAGGAAGCCAAAGAGAAGGCGCGUGAGAGGCUGAGCAGCCAGAUGGUGUGUGAACCCAUGGCUCAUUACGGCAUCCUGUUUGAUGAUUAUCAAGGUUUGUCUCACUUGGAAGCUCUGGAGAUCCUGAGCAAUGAGAGCGAGGGCAGGGUUCAGGAUGUUCUUUCCUCCCUCGAAGGCGAGAAGCUGGAGCUUCUGAAGAAGGAGCUGAUUGAGAUUAAGGAGAUCUUCGAGGCGAGCGAGGAAGAGGAGGAGGAGGAGGAGACGGUGGACACGGGUUCAAGGGGAAAUGGUGAACUUUAUUCCCAAAUUCGCUCUUUCAGCCCACUCUAUGGGGAGGAGUUUGUCAGUGUUCUCACAGAGCUGCUAUUUGAACUGCAUGUUGCUGCGACACCAGACAAACUGAACAAGGCCCGAAUGAAGGCCUAUGAUUGGGUAAGGGAGACAGAGAACCCGGUUACCAAGGAGGAAACAGAGGAAGUGAAGGAAGAGAAUUCAGAGUCGCCCCCUACAGGACAGGAGGAUGUAGCUGAAAAACAAGAAGAGGGGACAAAAAAAAUGGAGAAAAGCGCUGAGAAAAAGAUUACGGACAAGGUUGAGAGUGUGUAUCAGUGGUCCAUAGGCAGUCUUGCUGAGGUGACAGCUCGGAGUAUAGAGCAGCUCCAUAAAGUGGCUGAGCUCAUCCUGCAUGGACAAGACGUGGAGAAACCAGCGAGCCAGCAGGCCAAAAUACUUUCAAGGUUGACCUGUGCUAUGUGUAAGGAGGUUGGCUGUCUGGCACACAGAUUCACAGAUACACUCGUGGCUGUCGGGAGUCGGAGAAAAGCAGAAGAGCUGAAUCCUCUGGUGAACAGUGUGACUCUUGAGGGUUCGAACAGCACGACCUACAUCCACAACGCGUUCCAGCUUCUGCUACCGGUUCUGCAGAUCUCCCACAUCCAAACCAGCAGAACCGUGGCAAUAGCCAAACCAGAACCGGCUCCAGAACAGGAACCAGCUCCUACAGACUGACCUGCUCGCCCUGCGCAUGAUUUAUUUCCUUCUGCGACUGUCUACGCAAAGUGCAGUGCGCUGCAAGUCUGUGUGUGUAUCAGUUUUCUCGAUGAAAUGAUCUACACACAGACACUUAGGAUCAGAUAAAUCAGAAAAAAAGCAUCCUAGAAGAAUUUAAAGAAGAUAUUUUUAACACUAGUGCCCCGUGUAAUCAUUUUGCAGGUGGCCGUGGUUUUAUGAAAGUGACAUCUGUAUCACUGACAAUUAACUUUCCUUUACGUUUUACGAUGUUUUUACUAUAACGACAAGGUCACGCUUCAUUUCAUCAAAGCUGUGUGCGUUCCUUCUUCUACCACAAGUCCCAGGUUUAUCUUGCUAACGUUAUUUUUUUUUCUAUAGUAACGGAGCAACAAACGAACAUCGUAUGAUCUGGUUGAUACGGCGAAGGAGUCUCCAGUCUCAGCGUUUUGCAUCAGUCAAGGCUUAUGAUUUAACUUUACGUUUUCCGCCAUGGGAAAGUCUUCACUACAGGUUGCAGUUUCUAGGGAACAUGAUAAGCUGCGUGUUUAGUUUUGUUUUUGUCUUAUGUUCAAGAGGAAGAAAACAGGCUGGUGAGGGAACAAAUUGGCAAAGUGCUGUGGUACAAGGGGAAUAAAACACUUCGGGACACGCUGUUAAAGGAAAAUCAUCAGCUUCAGGGUGGUAACAGUAACUCGGCUUCAUCACAACGCCCUUUUAUGGUUUACAUUUAUCCGGAGAGAUGUAUUUAUUUAAAACUGCUUUGAAGCAUGGUGAGAUCUAAAGAUGAACCAUGAACAAAGUAAAACGUGUUAAACAUCCUUCGUUAAAUCUAUACAUGACUGAAUUUAAUCGAUUACCAAAGAUCCGUGAUUGUGUAACUCCAAUUACAGUUCUGAUUUUAAGGGUUGGAUUGUUUAGAUCAUUUCUGAUUGUUGUGUUAUUUUCAAACUGAUGCUUUGGCUCGCUCACUUUGCUUCGUAAUGAACAAGAACAUAUUUAUGUUUUAAAACUGACCAGCAAAGUAUGUUGUAGAUAUUGUUGAUUCGUACAGACUUUUCCAUUUAUGACCAGAUAUUUAAUUUCGAUCUGUGAGUAAAUUAAAAGACAUAGUUCUGUACCUCAGUUAUUGAUUUAUUGAGAACUAAGAAAUGUUCUGGAGCAUCGUAUUUGCUAAAAAUGGACUUAUUUUUAAUAAUUCACCAAAGUACAUGUCCAGUUCAGUGUUUAAAUGUAAUUUUGUAAAGAAAAAAAAUAAUAAGAAACACUAUUUACACAUUGUGCACGACUGUAUACGAAACUCCCAGAAAAUUCUUUAUUAAAUUCAAAUAAACUUUUCCUGUUGCCUUACUGAGUGACUCACCCAGUCAAUAUUAAUAAAAUAAAAUUUCCAGACAUUAAA